Messenger RNA from Penicillium odoratum, 1182 nucleotides. RefSeq names its product replication factor C subunit 2. The record is from RefSeq and is a predicted model, not a curated record. Gene Ontology annotation, biological process: DNA-templated DNA replication; DNA repair. Lineage: Eukaryota; Fungi; Ascomycota; Eurotiomycetes; Eurotiales; Aspergillaceae. Gene Ontology annotation, cellular component: DNA replication factor C complex; nucleus. The transcript is spliced from 4 exons. Bases 1 to 1182 code for a protein of 393 amino acids. Gene Ontology annotation, molecular function: DNA binding; ATP binding; ATP hydrolysis activity.
AUGGCCUCUACCUUCUUCAACAAUAAGGCCCGGGCUGCAGCUGCAGCUGCCUCCAGCAGCUCCAAAGCGAAAGCCGGGGACAACAAGGAAGAUUCAACCCGGCUGCAACCCUGGGUAGAGAAAUAUCGACCCAAGACUUUGGAUGAUGUCGCCGCGCAGGAUCAUACUACUAAAGUUCUCCAGCGCACUUUGCAAGCUUCCAACUUACCUCACAUGCUCUUUUACGGCCCCCCAGGAACCGGUAAAACUUCUACAAUUCUUGCCCUCGCCAAAUCCCUCUUCGGCCCCGCCCUCUACCGCUCCCGCAUUCUCGAGUUGAACGCCUCAGACGAGCGCGGCAUCAACAUUGUUCGCGUGAAGAUCAAGAACUUUGCUCGCGCACAACUCUCCCAGCCGAACGGUCUGGAUGCUGAAUACCUCGCACAAUACCCAUGCCCUCCAUUCAAGAUCAUCAUCCUGGAUGAGGCGGAUAGCAUGACACAGGAUGCGCAGUCAGCUCUGCGCCGAACAAUGGAGCAGUACAGUCGUAUCACCCGAUUCUGUCUCGUGUGUAACUACGUCACCCGUAUUAUCGAACCAUUGGCCAGUCGUUGCAGCAAGUUCCGAUUCAAGUCCCUGGAUAACUCUGCGGCUGGUGUGCGGAUAGAGAAUAUUGCGCGGGCUGAGGGCCUGAAUCUCGAGGAUGGUGUGAUUGAUACGCUUAUUCGGUGCGGUGAUGGUGAUCUGCGUCGCGCUAUUACUUAUUUGCAGAGUGCGGCUAGGCUGGUUGGUGCUGCAAAGGCGUUGCCUGCGAAGACUGAUGAGGAUGAGGAGAUGACGGAUGCUGGGGCUCCGCAGCCGGGGCUUAUUACAAUCCAGACUAUUGAGGAGAUUGCUGGUGUAGUCCCGGAAAGUAUACUGAAUGACAUUGUGCAGGCUAUGCAGCCGAAGAGCUCGGGGCCAGCAUAUCCGGCUGUUUCGAAGGUUGUUACGGAUCUAGUGGCUGAUGGGUGGAGUGCGACUCAAGUUGUCACCCAGUUAUACCGACGGGUCGUCUUCAACGAAGCGAUUCCUGAUAUCCAGAAGAACAAGAUCGUCAUGGCUUUCUCAGAAAUGGACAAGCGACUUGUUGACGGUGCGGACGAGCAUAUGUCCAUCCUUGACCUGACUCUGCGCAUUGCCGGAAUCCUACAGGGCAAUUGA